Messenger RNA from Megalobrama amblycephala (Wuchang bream), 1637 nucleotides. It is a transcript of the gene rbmx, whose product is annotated as RNA binding motif protein X-linked. Lineage: Eukaryota; Metazoa; Chordata; Actinopteri; Cypriniformes; Xenocyprididae. The transcript is spliced from 9 exons. The coding region runs from base 163 to 1314 and encodes 383 amino acids. Gene Ontology annotation, biological process: positive regulation of mRNA splicing, via spliceosome. Gene Ontology annotation, molecular function: RNA binding. Gene Ontology annotation, cellular component: spliceosomal complex. The record is from RefSeq and is a predicted model, not a curated record.
AGAUGACAAUAGGGGGCGUGAGAGACUUUUAAACUGUUGAGUUCCUUCCUCCUACCAUAGAGUAAGUGACUGCACUGGGCGGGUCGAAACACACUAGACACAUAUAAACCAGCAGACGCUUUUGUUUCUGUCUAUUGAUCCUGAGUUGCAACAGGGGGAAAUAUGGCAGAGGCAGACCGACCAGGAAAGCUGUUCAUCGGUGGCCUGAACACUGAAACUAGUGAGAAGGUCCUUGAAGCGUAUUUCAGCAAAUUUGGCAGAAUAGCAGAAGUUUUGUUGAUGAAGGAUCGUGAAACAAACAAAUCUAGAGGUUUCGCGUUUGUAACUUAUGAAAAUCCUGGUGACGCAAAAGAUGCUGCGAGGGAAAUGAAUGGAAAGCCCCUUGACGGAAAGCCUAUUAAAGUGGAACAGGCCACAAAACCACAGUUUGAGUCUUCAGGACGCCGCGGUCCACCACCAGUUCAUCCACGGAGUCGUGGCCCUGCCAGAGGUCCGCGAGGGUCCAGAGGAGCGCCAAGUGGAAUGCGGGGACCACCAAGCAGAGAACCCUUUUUUAAAGGCAUGUCCUCAAGAGGGCCACCACCAAUGAAGAGAGGCCCCCCAGUGCGGAAUGGAGGACCCCCACCCAAGAGAUCUGCACCCUCUGGGCCAAUGGGCAGGCCGCCAGUGUCCAGAGACAGGGACCCAUAUGGCCCCCCUCCUCGCAGAGAUUCUCUGAUGUCACGGCGGGAUGAUGGUCCUCCACCUCGUGAUGACCACUACAGUAGUAAAGACAGUUAUUCCAGCCGUGACUACAUGAGCUCACGGGACAGUCGAGACUAUGCUCCGGCACCAAGAGAUUACCCUUACCGGGAGUAUUCGGGACAUUCCAGUUCUAGAGAUGAAUAUGGCUCGGGUUCCAGAGGUUACAGUGAUCGCGAUGGCUACGGUGGAGGAAGAGAGCCACGGGGCUACAUGGAGCGGCCCAGUACAGGCUCCUAUAGAGACCCUUACGACGGUUACGGUAACUCACGCAGCGCCCCACCCUCAAGGGGUCCCCCUCCGUCCUACAGUGGGAGUGGCGGAAGCAGUCGUUAUGACGACUAUGGCAGCAGUUCCCGGGAUGGAUAUGGCAGUCGAGACAGUUAUCCCAGCAGUCGGAGUGACCCGUACUCCACUAAUCGUGGUGACCGACCGGGUAGGCAAGAGCGGGGACCACCCCCUCUUGAAAGAGGCUAUCCUCGUGAAUACAGCAGCUCGAGCCGUGGGGCGCCUCGGGGUGGUGGCCGUGGCGGCGGUCGGCCAGAUAGAGGAAUGGCCCGGAGCCGAUACUGAGAGAGAAAAAAAGGGAAAAAAUUGAGAUGGAGAAAUGGUGGUUUCUCAUUGAGACGUUCAAAAGACAUUGAGAUUCAAAAGAGCGCCAUUUUAAACUCUGGACUUCAAGCUUCAGUUUCAAGCUGUACACAAACUUGUGGAAGGUUUUUUUUUUUUUUUUUUUUGUCCUUUUUAAAUGCAAAGUUUCUUUUCCCUUGCCCACAUCCCAUUUAAUGGUACCAUUGCAAAUCUAAGUGUGUUCUUUUUGUAUACUAGUGCUUUGUUAAAACCUGCAAUACCCUAGCAUAUGGCUUUCAUUUACCAAUAAAGUGUUUUUAAUCAAA